Cyclocybe aegerita is the source of this 1080-nucleotide messenger RNA. Lineage: Eukaryota; Fungi; Basidiomycota; Agaricomycetes; Agaricales; Hemipholiotaceae. The record is from the annotation of a GenBank genome assembly.
AUGUCGUUCAUCAGUCCUAUCAGCUUGAAAGGACCUGCGGAGUUUGCCCACGGAUGGAUGCUCAUCGGGUGCGCCGUCAACAUCCUCCUCCUGGGCGUGUCGAUUGCCCAGGUGUAUAUGUAUUAUGUAAAAUAUAAAGAAGACCGAACAUGGAUUAAAUUAUUGGUUGCUGGAGUCUUAUUCCUCAAUAUCAUCAACACUGUACUUCUAUUCACCUACAUUUACCGCUCCCUGGUCACAUUUUUCGGCGAUAACGCAGCGCUUGGUAUCGGUGACUGGAUUCUUGCCACAGGUGCUUGGACAACGGGAGUGAUAGCUUGCUCGGUUCAAUUAUUCUUCGCCUGGCGCAUCCUCGUCUUGACAAAGAACUGGGUUUUUGUUAUCGUUAUCGGAUGCCUCGCUAUUGCUGGUGGCUCUGCUGGUAUUGCUACCGCUGCACAAACAGGAAAGGCUCUUCCUUUCUCAGAAUUUCUCAACUUCAAGACCACCGUGAUCAUCUGGCUCGCUGCCGAAGUCGCGAGUGACGUCCUUAUUACGACCGUCCUUGUGUGGUAUCUGCUUACGGUGUCAUGUAGUCACAAGCAUAAGACCGGUUUCAAGCGUUCGGAUAUGAUGGUCGAUCGCAUCAUCAGAGUAACGCUCCAAACUGGUCUCUUGACCAUGGUAAUCGCCACCCUUGACAUAAUUUUCUUCCUCGUCGAUCCCUCUGGAACCCACUUUCUGUUCAACUUCCCACUAGCAAAACUCUACACCAAUUCCCUCAUGAGCAGCCUUAACUCGCGCCGUGGAUGGAGGUUCAAUGGCACGAGUUCUGGAAGCGCUUCUGAGAGCCAAGGGAAUACCACGAGUGGUGGUGUUCAACGGCACCGUCACAUUUCGGCCGUCAAAAAGCCGACCGAGAUGAUUGACCACGAUACCUCGCGCGCCCACCCCGAAGUCUUCGUGCACGUCGAGUCGCAUGAGAUGCGGGACGUCCAAGCGCGUGAGAGUUUCGACACGAAGCCGCGAACACUUCGCUUAGACGGUUCAAUGGACGCCGAGAAAUGGGGCGCUACGGACAAGAGCAGGUGGGCUCGCUAG